AUGCAUAGGAGAGGAAGAUUGAGAUGGAGGAACUUCUACGACAAGCAUUCGCUCUAUAUCAAGAAAUGUAUCGAAUCGCAACGAGAACAUUUUGAAGACGACGAGAGCUGCUUUCGACACGGGGACACGGGGAACUCGUCGUUGAUAUUUGACCGCAAUAUUUCGCAUCCUAACAUCCUGCUGUCGUUUCGCGAGGGUUCUCACGUGUUUGUGCGACCGAACGGCGCCGCGUGCCUCACACCGCUGGACGGACCUGGCGGCGUGCUUGCUCACGCGAAUUAUCCCACCGGAGGUGUCGAUCACGUCUCAGAAGUGCAUAUCGACAGAGCGGAAUCAUGGCAUAUAAAGAUCAAUAAAAAUCCCUCAAAGAAAUACAGUCUGUUAUACAUAUUGAUACAGGAGAUCGGCCACGCCCUAGGAUUGUCUCACAGCGAACGCAAAGGUUCGGUGAUGUACGCGUUUGCGCCAGAACGACCCAUUUUUCCGAUGAGACUCAAUCUGGAUAUCUCCAGUAUCUGGAGGAUACUCAACAUUCAACAAUUAUACGGUGAUUAUACGGUGAACAAUUAUACGGUGAAACAUCGGCGGCGACGACUACGCGGCCGUCAGUGA
Molecule: messenger RNA, 612 nt
Organism: Odontomachus brunneus
Lineage: Eukaryota; Metazoa; Arthropoda; Insecta; Hymenoptera; Formicidae
Product: matrilysin-like
Exons: 2
Coding region: 1-612 (203 amino acids)
Biological process (GO): proteolysis
Cellular component (GO): extracellular matrix
Molecular function (GO): metalloendopeptidase activity; zinc ion binding
Source: RefSeq, a predicted model, not a curated record